GGAAAAGGGGAAUUUUUUGCAUAGGAAUUGACGACUACGGUAAACAAAAUAGUAACUACAACAUAAAUAUAAUAAUAAAUAGAGCGAUAUGAAGUUGGAAUUAAGUGAGUUUAUUCAGGCGUCUAGAGCCCUUCACGAGCGUCGAGAUCGAGGUGGGGUGAAGCGGACUCGUUUAAUGCUCCGCCUUCGUCCGCAUAGCCAUACAAAGACCUUCGUUAUGAAGUGCACGGACGGUCGAACAACCUACACUACUUCUGUCAGCCAUCAAGGACAGCUCAAACUGGUGGAGAGCCUCGUGCAGGAUUUCGUUAGCACCUGCACGGCAGACUCCACACCAGUGAAGACAAAUAAUCCAGAGGUAGAAGCUCCUUCAUCGCAGCAGCCCCCCGCGGUGAGCACGCCGCAGAAUAAUACUAAUCCCAACAACGCUAAAGGCGGUAAGAAGAAAAAGAGAGGAAAGCGAUAA
This is a messenger RNA of Phytomonas sp. Hart1, 466 nucleotides long. The record is from the annotation of a GenBank genome assembly. NCBI's taxonomy places the organism in Eukaryota, Euglenozoa, Kinetoplastea, Trypanosomatida, Trypanosomatidae.